This is a messenger RNA of Etheostoma cragini (Arkansas darter), 1964 nucleotides long. RefSeq names its product fibroblast growth factor 3 (gene fgf3). Gene Ontology annotation, biological process: positive regulation of cell population proliferation; fibroblast growth factor receptor signaling pathway; animal organ morphogenesis. NCBI's taxonomy places the organism in Eukaryota, Metazoa, Chordata, Actinopteri, Perciformes, Percidae. Gene Ontology annotation, cellular component: cytoplasm. Gene Ontology annotation, molecular function: fibroblast growth factor receptor binding; growth factor activity. The record is from RefSeq and is a predicted model, not a curated record. The transcript has 3 exons. Bases 158 to 1132 code for a protein of 324 amino acids.
GAGUUCAGAGGAGAGAGCUGUUCCGCACUCAGCCACUGUGUAAUUUUAUCCACGCCGCAGUCUCUCACUUCACACAGAGCUGAUACCUUUUGCCUCCCCCUUUCCUUUGUAUCAAUUGGUCGGAGUUCAGCCUAUUGUCGCCACAAGCUUCUUUUAUAUGUGCGCUCAGUCUGAGCACAGGCUCUCAGUCAGAUCCGCAGGAGGGAUUUCAGCUGUUGCAGCAGAGGCAAGGAGCGGAUCCCAACUCGGGGGCGGCUGUGCUGUCAGCGGUGCUGGGCUUGGAUGUGCGCAAGGCUGGCCCUCUCAAGCGUUGGGGACCCAACACUUUAAUGGGACCUCGAGAGUAGGGCAGGAGUUCUCCAUUUUUUCGCCACAAUCGUCGCUGGACGGCCAUGCCACAAUGCUGAUGAUACCUGUGCUGGUGUUGCUGAGCCUGUUGGAUCCCGUUAGACCCCAGGCCCACUGCGUCCUGGGACAGGCUUGCGACCCCCGGCAGCGGAGGGACGCCGGGGGACGCGGAGGAGUGUAUGAACACCUCGGAGGAGCGCCGAGACGCAGGAAACUCUACUGCGCUACUAAAUAUCAUUUACAAAUCCAUCCAAACGGAAAAAUAGAUGGAUCACUGGAAGAAAACAACCCGUUAAGCAUCAUGGAGAUCACAGCAGUGGAUGUGGGUGUUGUGGCCGUAAAAGGGCUUUUCUCUGGCAGAUACCUGGCCAUGAAUGAUAAAGGGCGGCUGUAUGCCUCGGAAGUGUUCAACAAAGAGUGUGAGUUUCUGGAGCGGAUCCAUGAGUUGGGGUACAACACGUACGCGUCUCGCCACCACUCCACUGAGCAGCCGCUGCCACCAGGGGGUGUCAGCAGUAGCAAGCGGCGCGCUAGCGCCAAGCGCCAGUGGUACGUUUCCAUUAACGGCAAAGGGCGGCCACGUCGAGGCUUCAAGACCCGAAGCACGGACAAAGCCUCGCUUUUCCUGCCUCGGGUGUUGGGAAACAAGGACCAUGAGAUGGUGAGGCGGCUGAGAGACAGUCAGAGCCCACAGCACCACACGCAUCACAAUGGCAGUAGAGGAGACCGCCGCAGACGCCAGCAUCGUGCCAGGAAAGGCCGGGGCAGACGGCCACAUGCCUGAGCAGCUGACCUCUAGUGCCCUCUGAGUCAUUCAAACAUGGACCCCUGAUCUGAGGCCAACUGUAGCCUAAUGAUAGUAGAUGAUGUGGAAACACGGUCUGGCACCUGCUCUUUGGAUUAGCACAUGGUUUUGUUGUUGAUGCACAGAAAACUAUAGAAGAAGGAAAGACAGAGUGUUGGGGAACAUUUAUCAAAUCUUUCACUUUUAGGAGACUUUGACACAGACACACACACACACACGUACACACACACACACACACACACACACACACACAUCUGUAUAAUCUUCAAAAUGCUACUGUCCUGUAAACAAAUGUAUUAAGAUACGUACAUCUUACUUUGAAAAAAGUUAUACUUUUGAAUGAAAAGUAAUUUACUAUCAGCUUCACACAACGCAAAAGCCUUUUUAAAGUGGUUCUAUUAUUGUAAAUACAGUAUGCACUAUGCAUGGACAGUGACUCUAUAGCUUUUCUGUUGUCAAAAGCUUAUAUGACAAACAGUUUACUACACAAUAUCUAGCUAAUUGGAAGUGCUAACAAAUAUGACAGAUAUUGAAGAAAAGAUUUUAAUCAGCAAAGCACUUUUUGUCAGAUUCACAUUCAGAGGAAAGAGAAACUCAGUCUGAGACGGGGUCUGCUGUAUUUUUGUUACAAUGUGAUAGUCUACUGUCUUUAAACUGAAAGAUAUUCUUUGUAUAUAUUUUUUUACUAUUGAUAUGAAUAUUUAUUUGGUGCCUGUAUUGUAAGUUAUUGAUAAUAAUAUUUCACCAAUGUUGCUGUUUGUUUCAUAGUUUUCACUCACCACCUGCUUUGAACAUAAAACACAAUGGUACU